Closterium sp. NIES-65 is the source of this 738-nucleotide messenger RNA. NCBI's taxonomy places the organism in Eukaryota, Viridiplantae, Streptophyta, Zygnematophyceae, Desmidiales, Closteriaceae. The record is from the annotation of a GenBank genome assembly.
AUGCCUACAACUUACCGGGCCAACAUGUGCAGAGCCGAGUUGCGGUGGUUUUAUGUGACGGACGCGACAGGCAAGGUGGUGAAGGCCUUUCCCUGCCUCUUCGGGCAGCUGGGGGACUUCCCAGAGUCGUCGCGGUCUACUUCGACUAUGCAGCAAGGCUCACAUCGGCCGAGUUCUUCGUGCUACAUAAAAGAGACACAUCUGGCAGACCUGUUACAUAAGUCGGUGGUGCGGACGGUGGAGCUGCAGAGACGGGUGGUGGAGGCAAUUCAGUCAGCUGAUGACAGCAAGGCGGCGGAGAAAAUCAAAAAGCGAUGGUCCACACACCCUGUGCAGUGCUAUUUGGAGAUGUGGAACUUUGCCGAGACCACGUGGGGAAACGUGUUCCUCGCAUGCGCGGCGGACCUUCUCCACGUCCUGGACGGGGGUAUGCUGCCACGCAUGGGCAAGUGCUUCAUGGUUGGGAAGAGCAAGCCAGAGAGGCGUGAGUUCGAGAGGCGCCGCAAGGAACAAAAGAAGGACACGCGCGCAAGUGUGGCCGUGCAAAGACUGAAGCCAGUCCUGACAAAGACAUCACGGAGGGCGCACGUGGACGAAGACCUGGAUGCGGUGAUGUGGGCGUAUCGCGAAGCUCAUGGGUCGGACAUGGACGCACUCACCGGGUGCAUGGUGGCGGCAGGCAUCCCCACCACUACCAUUGAGGUGGGGUAUGAUGGUGGACAUGAGAUGGCUGGGUGA